GAGAGAAGUCAGGCUGCUCUACCGUCAAAACGCGGACAAAGCGUCGGUCGACGUCUUCCUUCCGUUAACCCUUCCCAGUCGCCGUUACGAAAUCCGUUACGCGUGUGACAAAGGGAGAUCUCUUUUUUUAAGAGAACCCUUCCUCUCUCAUAUAAGUUUCAGUCUUCUCUCUUCCCUUGUUAUGGACGGUUUGAGACCGCGCAAUAAACGGUUUUAAUUGCAAAAAAAAAGAAAAAAAAGAAGAGGAAAUAGAGAGACAAAUCAGUCAAAGUAUUUCAAGCAAGCACUGAGAGCCAUCUUCCAGGUUGGAACUUUUGUAUGAUACUUCUGCAUUGCCACGUCUUUUGUUGUUAAGUUUAUCGGGAAUUCAUCCCAAUCUUUAUGGGGAAAAGAUUUAAAGGAAGGGAAGAACAUGUAUUGAAGGCAACUCAUUGAACUAAUUGCGGAAGGUUUCUUUUGAGGGGGGAAGUUUAUUUUUGAUGAGCUGAACACUGAUUGCAGCUGUCUUUAAAAACAGAGGCAAAACUUUACUUGUUUGGUGCAGCACACGAACUAUCUGCACAGUCCAUGCAGUGCUAGUAGUAGUAUGGACAUGAACGAGCUUUUCAGCUAUGGUGGAGAUAUAUCCUAUGCAUUCUCUACUAGCUCUUCUGUACCAUCAUCUGAAUGGGUAUAUGGCCCUAUGAAAUUCAAUAUUGGGAGCUCUCCAGACUCACCUCUCUCUACCCAAUUUGAUUAUGAUACUCUCUCUACCACAUUAAGCAACAGCCAGGAGCAAUUCAGCUCCACUGAAAAUCACGACAGAGGUAUCAGCCCUUCCCAUAAUUCCUCCUUAGAUUCUGAGAGUGUUCUCCAGAGAUCACCCCACACCAUUCAAGAUCGCUUUCAAGCGUCAGCGGGUGGAAGCACCGGGUCUUCUUUCAUUACCCCUGGUGCUGCCUCUUGUAUCCGGAACAUGAAGCAUGCACUCUUGGAAUUGGAGUCAGCUCUCAUGGCUCCAGAUGAUGAUGAAGAGGUAACAAAUCAAUCUAAAGAGAGAAAGCCUGAAAAUACAAAGCGACGCUUUGUUGCCUCUAGUCAGGCUGCAAUGCGGGGCCCCCCAUUAGCACGGUCUAACAGUAAGGUUCAGAAAACUUCUCAUGGUGACCCACCUGAAAAACCAUGCAUUGAAAGAGGUGGACAUGGGGAUCCACAGCCAUGUGGACAUGGGGAUUCACAGCCAUGUGGAAAUGUAAGGGAUCUUUUGAUCGAGUGUGCGAAGGCCCUCUCUCAAAAUGAGAUCGCAAACUUUGAAAGGCUCAUAUCAGAAGCAAGAAAUGCAGUCUCAAUAAGUGGUAAGCCAAUCCAAAGACUUGGGGCCUAUAUGUUAGAAGGCUUAGUUGCUCGGCAAGAAGCCUCUGGUUCAGUGAUCUACCGCUCUCUCAAAUGCGAGGAACCCAUGCCCUUUGGCAAGGAACUUCUCUCUUAUAUGCAUAAACUCUAUGAGAUCUGCCCUUACUUCAAAUUCGGGUACAUGGCAGCUAAUGGGGCUAUUGCGGAGGCCUUCAGGACUGAGGACUGGGUGCACAUAAUUGACUUCCAAAUAGCCCAAGGCACCCAAUGGGUCACCCUAAUACAAGCCUUAGCGGCUCGCCCUAGUGGCCCACCUCAUGUCCGUAUAACUGGAAUUGAUGAUCCGGUUUCAAAGCAAGCAAGAGGAAAGGGCCUCGAGGUGGUUGGUGAAAGGCUCAAAGCUAUGUCAGAGAAGUUUGGGAUACCAGUUGAGUUCAAUGCAGUGCCUGUGUUUGGGCCCGAAGUGGAACUGGAGAUGCUUGACGUGAGGCCUGGUGAGGCCCUCGCGGUGAACUUCACAUUGCAACUUCAUCACACCCCUGACGAGAGUGUUGACGUCCGCAACCCACGAGAUGAUCUCUUGAGAAGGGUGAAGGCACUUUCUCCCAAAGUCAUGACUUUGGUCGAACAUGAAUCGAACACCAACACGGCACCAUUUCUCCCUAGGUUUAUGGAGACAUUGGAAUAUUAUUCUGCCAUGUUUGAAUCAAUAGAUGUUUCGCUGGCAAGAGAUAGCAAGGAGAGGAUCAAUGUUGAGCAACAUUGUUUGGCAAGGGAUAUUGUGAAUAUUGUGGCAUGUGAAGGGCGUGAUCGGAUUGAGAGGCAUGAGUUGCUGGCGAAAUGGAGGUCAAGGCUCAUGAUGGCAGGAUUUAGACCUUACCCACUUAGUGGUUAUGUGAAUUCAGUUAUAAGGUCGCUGUUGAAGUCGUACUCGGAGAAUUACACAUUGGAGGAGAAGGAUGGGGCGCUCUUGUUGGGAUGGAAGGAGAGGAACCUCAUAUCAGCUUCGGCCUGGCAGUGAGGUAAAGGAAUUGAUUGAGCCUUUGUUUUGUUGUAUGUUUACUGUAGGUAGACAUUUACUAUUGCGCUUGUCUGUUUCUUGUUUCCGUGUUAAGAGUAGAAAUGAAGGGCUUCUUGCCUGAGCUACUGUGCUGACUGUAAUGUACGCUGGUGGUUAGGAUUGGACUGAAUAAUAGUGGCUGUUCUGAUGCUCCCAUUGGA
Messenger RNA from Amborella trichopoda, 2553 nucleotides. Its product is annotated as scarecrow-like protein 21. NCBI's taxonomy places the organism in Eukaryota, Viridiplantae, Streptophyta, Magnoliopsida, Amborellales, Amborellaceae. The record is from RefSeq and is a predicted model, not a curated record.